Molecule: messenger RNA, 573 nt
Organism: Naumovozyma castellii
Lineage: Eukaryota; Fungi; Ascomycota; Saccharomycetes; Saccharomycetales; Saccharomycetaceae
Gene: SNM1
Product: Snm1p
Exons: 1
Coding region: 1-573 (190 amino acids)
Source: RefSeq, a predicted model, not a curated record
AUGUCCCUUAAUAGAGAACAACGUGAAAAGUUCAGAGAUAGACAAAUACGGGAGAAAUAUGAUAUGGUUCAUCUGAUACCAUCCUUAGAGGUACCGGAACUUUCUGGACUAUACUUGAAAAGCUUCUACAAUGCAAGUAAAAAAUACCAGUUACAACUUCCUCCUUCAAUAACUGACUCCAAUGGGAAAUUUUGCGGUAAUUGUGGAUGUGUAAGGGUAAUAAAUUUUAAUUUGCAAACUCAACUUAUAGAGAGAAAAGUUCCUGAUACCAACCAAAGCCUCAGGAUAUUAAAGUAUGAAUGCAUGAAUUGCGGCUUCAAAAAUGAAUUCAAGGUUGGUGAAGCUGCAGUAACGAUAGCACCUGUUUCUUUUAGUCAAAAACUUGUUGCUAAGGAAGGGGUUUCUCAUAAUCAGAAAGUGGAUACCAAGAUACAGAAAAAAAACAGUGGUAAAGAUCGUGCAAAGAAAAGGAAACAGAAUUCGCUUUCGAAUAUGCUGUCAAAGAGGAAUGAGGAGAAGAAAAAUCAAAAGAAGGGUCUUUCGCUAUCGUUAGAAAGUUUUAUGCAAGGUUGA